AUGUCUCAGACGAUCCUAGCCUCCGAGUCCGCGACGGCGCCUCGGACGGUCACGUUGCAUAACGGACAAGUCCUGACCUUCAACUCCAACAUCUCUACUGACGUAGAGAAAAUACCCGUCAUAGACGCUAGCAGAAUCUGGUGCGAACGCUUGGAGGACCGUCAAGCCAUCGCCGAGGAAAUACGAGAGGCUGCACAGACAAUUGGUUUCUUCUACCUCAUCAAUCAUGGCAUAGAUGAGAAAUAUUCUGAAGGCUGCUUUGAACAAGCGAAGCGCUUCUUCGCUCUCCCCGAGGAGAAGAAAAUGGAGGUUUGGACCGGGCAACUUCCAACCGAGUACGCGGGCUAUCACCCAAUGGCGGCGUACAACAGAAACGGAUGGAGGUAUCAUGAUCUCAAUGAAGCCUUCAACUGGCCGUACGAUCCCAAGCAAGACCCCGAAGUCAUGGAUGGCAGCCAGGAAGCCUCACCUAGUCUCUGGCCCUCGGGCUUAACAGGCUUCCGUGAAGGCCUAUAUGCUUACCAACUACAACUCCUUCGCCUAUCGCGGCAGCUUACUCGAAUAUUUGCCCUUGCUCUCCAUCUACCGGAAGACUACUUCGACGAGUACAUCAAACGGCCGGAGGCAGGAAUGCGAAUCCUGCAUUACCCGGAGCAAGAAAAUCGUAUCGACGACCAAAACGGCAUCGGCGCUCAUACAGAUGUUGAGUGCUUCACCAUCGUGAACCAGGACUCAGCUGGUGGUCUCGAGGUGCUAAGCAAGUCCGGUAACUGGGUGAGGGCUGACCCAGUCCCCGGCACCUUCGUGGUCAACAUUGCAGACUGCUUCAUGAGACAGACCAACGACUUUUUUGUCUCCACUGUCCACCGUGUGAUUAACAAGAGCGGCAAGGAGAGGUACUCGGCGGCUUUCUUCUUUGGUUUUGACAAGAACAAGCCGCUUGAGCCAGUGCCGACUUGUGUCAGCGGGGAGAAUCCUAUGAAGUAUCCAGUUAUGACUGGAGGUGAAUACAGUCGAUUCAGGGUAUCGAAGGUCAAGGGCUCGUACUAG
This is a messenger RNA of Diaporthe citri, 1050 nucleotides long. RefSeq lists its product as uncharacterized. Bases 1 to 1050 code for a protein of 349 amino acids. Lineage: Eukaryota; Fungi; Ascomycota; Sordariomycetes; Diaporthales; Diaporthaceae. The record is from RefSeq and is a predicted model, not a curated record. The transcript is spliced from 3 exons.